GAUACGCUCGAUGUAUUCGAAUUGAAAAACCACGAUGUUCGUUUUACUUAAAUGAAAAUCUCACUCGAUUAUUUCUAUGUAAGAUCUUUACACGAGAAAAUUAUCGAAUUACGACGUCUAUUUGAAAGAGCUCCUUAAGAAACCCCGAUUACCGGUCGAGCACUUGAAAAUGUACGUCGACGAAUUUUUUAUUGGAAAUAAUCCUAACCACCUAACCUCUAAACCCGGUGCACUGGAUACGACGACAACGACGAUGACGACAACACGUUUGCAAUAGUUGCUGCGUGCAUUCAUCGAUGACACGGCGUGCGCGCGAACGCGUGCAUGCGUGUGUUGCAUAUAGGUAGGACAGGUCGUACGUAAAUGUAUGCGCUAUUACGGCAGGCGCACACGGUUACUUAGACGAAAAAGAGCGCGACAAUUACGUUCGGCGUGUGUAUAAGCAAUGGCACGUCUGUCGAGAGGUUUGGGGGGAAUCGUGUGAGGUAGCGUUAGAGAAAGAAACGCGUCGUAUAGUUAGCCUGGUCGGCCGAGAGAGCAAAGGCGAUACGUGUUAGGCACAAGUAGAAAAAGAGAGUAAUAGAGAGAGAGCAAGGGUAGGAACGAGAAAGAACGGGAAAGAACAAGAUAGCGUGAAAGAGGGAAAGAAACAGGGCGAAGAAGGGAGGAAGAGGGAGAAAGAAGAAAAAGAGACGCGCAUACGUUUAGGGUGACGGAACAUGUAAAGAGGUAAGGACAGGGUCUGAGAGAGAGACGGAAGAUAGGCUGGGAGGGUAGGAUACGCGAGGUGGCUGGCUGAGGGUGCGAGAAGGCAAGGGAGAUACGGAGAAAGAGAGAGAAAAAGACAUAAUGAGAGGGAGUGAGUCGCGGCUGCGUCAUGUUCUCAGCGAACUGGGUCAGUGGGUCUCCCCACCGCUUCACGUCGUACAUCUACUGCGACGUACACACAGAGAAGCACUGGUACUGUCGGGGAGUGCCAACGGCGUUACUGUUGACCCAGCCACGGCCUGUAUGUGGCCUGUGCGCCUGCCCUGUGCCCGCUUACCGCGACUCUCUGUGUUUGGCUCCCCUGUGCUCUUUGAAAGCAAGAGUUGUUAGCGGGCUCGAGGCAUCCAUUCCAUCUUCCUCGCGUGUGACGACAAAAAAAGAAUGGAAGUACGUAUCGCGUACGCGAAAUCAUUAUGGGAUAAACGGUAUCUCGCGCGAGUCGCUGGAGAAAUUUUAUUUUAUCGUCGUGUCGCAAUGUAUCUUCGCCGAAAUAUUUUAACAAUCGCGCGCGUUUGAUCAUUCGUUCGGUCGGUUCCUAAACGCGUCUCAGUUUCUCGCGCGAUCGACGUUUUUCGAACGUUUCGCGAUAUAUCGAUCAUUACGCGUCGUAACUCGGUGGGAACGCAUCGAUUCGGGAUCGAAACCCGUGCGGGCUCGUGGUACACGUGCGUCGGGCUAUUUGCCGGCAGCACCGACGACAAAUACGGUCGACAAAACGACGGCGGCAGCAACGGGCGGCAGACCGGCGCGGGAGCGUACAGGGACAAUACUUCUCCGGCCGACAUAGACCUGGUUCCGUAAGUAGGUCAUCCCCGCCAUCGGCUCUGCAACCUCCUUCUCCCCUCCCGCGUCAAUCCCUUCGACCACGGCAAUACCUCCCAACCUCCCCCAUCCUCCUGCUUCUCUCUCAGUCGGUCCCUCUCCUCCCGAACACCGCGUGUUGCCCUCCCCCCACCAAUCGGUCGAGCUCUCGGAGGCACCUCCACUACUCUCCGUCGGGCACCUGGUCGCGCGCUGUGGCAUGCGCUGCUGAAUCACUUUCACUUAUGCCGUGCGCUGUGUUGGUUAUACGCCGUACGUCUCUCUCGCUCUUGCGCUCUUAUACUCGACCCGUAGCCGUCGGUAAAGGGACACGCGCGCGCUCCUUCUCUUCUCUCCUCUGUACUCACCGAAACAGCCAAGGGAGCCUGACGACGGUGGUGUGUGCGCGCCUCUCGCCAUUCUCCUGGUUCUGCCAAUUUUAUUUUACUCCUGGCGGUGUCACGGUGAAGCGCGUAUAUACCGGGCGAAACCGCGCCGUGCCGCACCGAGUGCCACCGUGUGCCGCGUUGUCGUGCUGUAUUCGUUUCGAUCGUCAUCGUGUCGUGUGGUGUGUGCAGCCAGUAUCGUCGUGUACAGACCCGUGUGUCGUUCUGAUCGGCAACCACGAAGACGACAGAACCAACAAUAACAACAACAACAACGACGACGACAUUAAUAACAGUAGAUAUACCCGUUGGAGAGAGGGGAGAGCCAGUCGGGCAUGGAUCAAAAAGGAAGAUAUUCUGCAGUUCGUGUUCUUCGCGUUCGCCGCCCGUGAUCGUUGUCGUCUUUGCUGCUGUGAUAUACGUGACGUGUGCCGUGUCUCGCGAGACGGUCUCCCAACUCUACCUACGUCCAUGUAUCGCCGGUAGGGCGGCAGAGGGGAGGGGGCGGGCCCUUCGGGAAAGCAACGAGGCGAGAAGACAACUAGUCGUACGCAGAUAGCCGCGCUGUCAAGUCGUACGAUACGGGAACUCUAAACGUUCUUUCCCUUUCUUACUCUCGCUCUCUCUGUUUGUGUGUGUCUACUUGUUCCGGACUUUAGACACCGUUGUAUAUUUUUUCGAUUUUUCGUACGGAUACGUUACGGGUAUUCAGUUGGAUUACAGUGUGCAGGUGUUCUUGGAAUUGCAUAUUAAUUUAUUCAACGAUUGGUCCGCGUCGAUCAUUUUGUGUCAAAACGCCGCGAUCAAAACUUGAUCUCGUAUCCGCGCAUGUGCGAUCACUCGGUAACGCUACCGGCGAUUCGCGUGCCCGGUGAAACAACGAUCCGAUUGUCUUGCUCGCACUGUGAUCCUAGUCGAUACGAUCAUCCUCCGUCUCGUGGCUUCCACGAUCAGUUUGAACGUCGUGUGUGCUUACUGUUGUUUCGUGUCACGUUGUAAAAGCUGGAUUUAUCAGUGAUCACGCAACCAAAGGAUAGAAAAAAAGGGACGUUACAGUGGUUUUGUUGUUUCGCGAGUAACACGAAUGCAACAGUGACAGCCGAGAAUUUUUUCUUUUUCACGCAACACGCGCAGACCCACGUUUCGUCACAUUUUUUACGAUGGUUCGGACGUAGUACGCACGAUCGAAACAGGAUUUACUUUCUGCGGUGGUGCGCGAUGGUUUUCUUUAUGAACGUGUGCCGUAGAAAAACGUGACUGGUGAUCGAUAUUGUACGUGCCAAGGGAAUAUAGUGUGUUUUCUUUCGGGCUUAUGCUUUCCACUUCAUCGUUGUCGUCAUCGUCGUUGUGCUUGUCGUUGUAUCGUCAUUUUUACCGACAACAUCGUACACAGUCGUUGGUACCGUAGCAUACGAGAGUACCACGACCUUGCACGACGUACACCGUUACCGCUUCGAAACUUAAAGGGGGCAGCCUAACCAAUAAACCGAUAAACCGCCGUUGUUCUGUCGCAUACACACCAGCCGCGAAAAAGAAAUAAAAGAAAAAGAAAAGAAAGAAAUACUCGUGAUAUUCACCACGGUGGCUAGAGAACUAGGAGAAUUCACAGGCAAUUCAUAUAUGAGCCGAUACGCCACAAGCACGUUCCUCCGUGCAGCACUUGCGCAAGGGUGAUAUGUUAUUGGAGAUGGAGCAGCAUUCGGGCUUGAUAUCCCUGAAUAUGUCGCCGUUUCAUCUAAGCCCACAGGGUAGUCCCCAAGGUGCGGCUGGGGCUGGUCAGCAACAACAACAACCACAACAGCAACAACAACCGCAAUACGGUUCGUCGCCGUAUGGGAAUUGCGCUCAGAGUCCACCGACGACAAUGUGCCAUCAAUCACAGUCGCAACAACAGCCGCAGCAACAGCAACAGUUGCCGGUACACAGUCAGUCGCACUCGCAGGGUGGUAUCUCGGGUUUCGACGCCGCGUUCUUCGAUUCCACCGCUCUCGAAGAACGAUGUCCCAUGUGUGGCGACAAAAUGUCCGGUUAUCAGUACGGUUUGCUGACGUGCGAGUCGUGUAAAGGUUUUUUCAAACGUAACAACUCACCGUGCAGUAGUAAAAAAGUAUACACGUGCUUAUUCUCGCCGACUGGAGGUGGGGGAGGUGGGGGCGGAGGUGGUGGUGGUGGAGGAGGUGGUGGAGGCGGCGGAAGUGGCGGAAACGGUAGCAACGGUAGCAACGGUGGCAACAACGGUGGAAGCGGUAGCUGUGGCGGCGGAGGCGGCGGAGGCGGCGGCGUCGGCCCAUCAACGGCAUUAGAGAUCGGAUCUUGCGGCAACAAGAAGGUGUACACGUGUCUGUUCUCGCCAACAGGAGCCGGAAGCGGCACUGGCGGCGGCAGUGGAGGCAACAAUGGCGCGGCGAAUGGCGGUGGAGGUAGCGGUUGCGGUACGUCGACAGCCCUCGAGAGUAGCGGCGGUGGCAGUUACGGUGGUGGAGGUGUCGCCGGUCCCGGAGGCGGCGGAGGAGCGGGUGGAGGCGGUGGUGCGGGUGCCGCUGGCGGCAGUGGGCCCACCGCAGGGAAUGCAGCUGCUGGCGGCGGCGGUAGCGGUAGUGGCGCGGCCGGCAGCGGCGGAAAUGGCGGCGGAUCCGCUACGGUAAGCGGCAAUGUCGCGAUACCAACUACCACCUAUUCAUUACCAACUGGUACCAUCUGUCAUCCUGGGUUGGGCCAGGUCGGGGUUGGUGUCGUGACCGGCUCGAUACCGUGUCCGUCCGAAUUCCCCGACACCAAGGACAUCAUCAUUGAAGAGCUCUGUCCGGUCUGUGGCGACAAGGUCUCCGGAUACCAUUACGGGCUACUCACCUGCGAAUCCUGCAAGGGUUUCUUCAAGCGCACCGUCCAAAACAAAAAGGUCUACACGUGCGUCGCCGAGAGGUCCUGUCACAUUGACAAAACGCAACGGAAACGGUGUCCCUACUGUCGUUUUCAGAAGUGCCUCGAAGUCGGCAUGAAGCUUGAGGCCGUGCGGGCGGACCGAAUGAGAGGUGGUAGGAAUAAAUUUGGACCUAUGUACAAGAGAGACCGAGCGCGGAAGCUACAAAUGAUGAGACAACGGCAGCUGGCACUGCAAACGAUACGCGGCAACCUCGGUGACCCAUCGACCUAUCCCUCCGCCGUACCGUCUUUCCUGCAUAUUAAACAGGAAAUACAAAUACCUCAGGUCUCGAGUCUAACGUCUUCUCCAGAUUCGAGUCCAUCCCCCGCAGCCGUGGCCGCUGGUCUGGUCACGACACAAGCUGGCAGCGGAGCUGGUCAGCAUCAACUGAUCGCACCGUCCUCCCAGCCAAACAUUUCUGGCGGUAAUCACCUGCACAACCUCAACCCUGGCCUGGAUAGCAAGCUAUGGGCUGCCAAUUCCACCACCCCUAGCCCGAAGGCCUUCAACUUCGGCGAACAGUCCACUCACGGGGCCGCUGGUUCCGCACCCUCUACCGCCACGUUGAAAACUAGUCCGAUGAUAAGAGACUUCGUUCAAACGGUCGAUGAUCGCGAGUGGCAGGCAUCCCUUUUUGGACUGUUACAAAAUCAAACGUACAAUCAGUGUGAAGUGGACUUGUUCGAAUUAAUGUGCAAAGUGCUCGAUCAGAAUCUGUUCUCGCAGGUGGACUGGGCAAGGAAUUCGGUAUUCUUCAAGGAUCUCAAGGUUGAUGACCAAAUGAAGUUGCUACAGCACUCCUGGUCGGAUAUGUUGGUGCUCGACCAUCUUCAUCAAAGGUUACACAAUAAUCUACCUGAUGAGACUACGCUUCAUAAUGGCCAAAAGUUUGAUCUCCUUUGCCUCGGCCUACUUGGAGUUCCUUCUUUGGCAGACCUUUUCAAUGAUUUGUCGUCCAAACUUCAGGAACUCAAAUUUGAUCUUUCAGACUAUAUAUGCAUGAAAUUCUUGAUGCUGCUCAAUCAUGAAGUUCGUGGAUUAGUUAACAAGAAACAUGUACAAGAUGGACACGAACAAGUCCAACAAGCUCUUUUGGAUUACACGUUGACAUGUUAUCCUUCUAUACCGGAUAAAUUUAACAAGCUGCUAGCAGUAUUACCUGGAAUCCAUGUGGUAGCGAGCAGGGGAGAAGAUCACCUUUAUCAGAAGCAUUGUAGCGGUGGAGCACCAACUCAAACUCUUCUCAUGGAAAUGCUUCAUGCUAAAAGAAAAUGAAACGAUAGAUUCGUUUGGCACUUUUGCCAUGAAUUAGUCUAUUGCUAUAUCUAAAAAAUCAAGAUAGAGCCCCUUAUUGUCAGAGUGGACCUCAAGUACCUAUUAAGAGCUAAUGUUGCUUUGGUAUUGGACCAAGUUCGGGGGCCUGGUUCAAAAGAUACCUAAGCAAACAAAUCAAGUAUAGACGUACAUACUUUACAUAUAUACAUAAUAUAUGUAUUAUAAAGUGUAUCUAAAUAUAUAAACAUAAUGACAUAUAUUUUCUAUAUUUGAUGUUGAAGUUUUAGAGAUGUAUCCAUGGAGAAUUAUUACCCCUGUUGAUGGGUACAAGCGCAGGGAAACAGUAAGCAAGAUGCCUUGAAAACAGUACAAAGGGUGGUUAACAAAAUAUUGGUCAAAGGGCAGGCAACUUUUGUCUAAAUAAGUAAAGCUAUUUUUCUAAUACUAGAAGCGAUUAUUUUUAAGCAUAUACCACUGAAGCCUUGCUCUCAUUUUAACAAAAAGGUAAUCCUAAUAGUAACGAACGAAAGAAAUUGUCGACUCUCCAGUCAAUCGUGCUUCUGCAAGGGAUUCAAUGGGCAUACUUGAACGACAGUAAAAUUUCAUGUGAUAUACUUAUAUAUACAUAUAUACAUAUAUGUCGCACGGCCACCUGGGCAUCCUUAGAACUUCCUAUAAAAAAUCUGCAUUUUGUCACACUUGCACACAGCAGGGCUACUAUAAUGUAAAUACUAGUUAACACAUUCCAAUUACGUUGUAAAGUAUGAACCAUGUUAAAUAUGUAAUUAUAAUAUUUUGUGUAUAGUUUAAUGAAAUAAAUAUAUUUCUGUUGCUUACUGAGAAAAAAUCAUUAGCUACUUAAUGUCUUCACUAAUUUUAGAGUUUUAUUCAUGUAUUUCUCUUUUAUUAUUUUUCAAAUAGGUGGCGGAAAAAGAAUAACCACAAAUUGCGAUAUUUUAUUAUUGUAUAUUGUAUCAUAAUAAAGAUUCUGUUUUAAGAAAUAAAAGAAUCAUUGGAGCAAGGUUUAUGUGGUCCUACAUUAUCUAGCGAUUAAUAUUAAGUAUAUAAGAUCAAUAUUGUCUUAUCGCAGUUGUUAAAUAGAUAAAUAUUUACUGAAUGUUAAGAUAGCGAUCGAACGUAGUAAUUUUUCACUAAUAGAUUAUUAUUGUUUAGUCAAUAGUCAGAAACUUUUCAGUGCUGUGAAGGUUGUCUUUUCGACGCCUGUGGUAUCUAAGCCAUCGGUAAUUACACGUGCUAGAUUCGAGGCUCAAGUGUGGCAACAGGAACAGAAAUCUUUGCUCGUACUGGUAGGCUGGUAGUACCACCCUUUGCAACUCCUACUGUUUAUAUCCUCUAUCAAAGAAGUACCUGGGAAAAAUGCUAUUUUACUACUUUCACUUUUCCACCGACUUCGAUAUAAGAUAUUAAAUAUAGAUUUAAACGAUUUAUUGAUGUAUGUAAAAAGAAAACUCGAUGCCACAUUAGGUUAAGAAUCGAGUGUUGAAUCAAAUCAGGAGGAGUAGCUGCGAGUAUUACUACCAUGAAAGAAUAUAUAUACAUAAGAAUAUAUAUUUUCAGAAGCUUGCAUGUACUUAUCGUGUGAGUAAAGAUUUGUGUCCAUGGAAAAAUUUUUGAAAUCUUCGAUAUAAAUGCAAAAUAUAUAUUGACAUGUUCCCAAAUUUUCAAAUCGCCUGGUUCUUUUAAUUGAUCGAUCGAAAAAAAAAACUAGCUUGCAUUAUUAUUGGCUCUUUAAAUAAUACUUUCAAAACGGAUUGCCUUUAUUUAACUCGCAUAUAAAUGUCUACCUCUUCAUAACUGUAUUAAGUCUUACAUUUUUACAUUUUUAGUAAACCACAUACCUCAGAAUAGACACCCAGAUAGCAAAUUAAAUGGAAUGUAUGAAUGUUACCUACGUAGAUUUAAAGUCUACGACUUCUGUAAUAUGCGUAUCGACAGAAUAUAAAAGUUCCAUUCAAGUAUUGUACCCGUUAUAUUUCCAUGUUAACUAUUUUAGUUAUUAUUAUAUUUAUUCCAAAUUAGAUUAUACUUCUUUACGAUAUGUGUACGAUAUAUUCCAGUCGAAAUUUAAAAAUUAUCAACGAAGUCUCUAAAGUCAUGUUUAAUCUUGUGUUGCUGUUUGGGUAAAAUCAAAUAAUAUUUUAUUUAUUGUACAUUCAUUUAUCUUCAAGAGUUCUUGUAGAACGUGUCGGUCUGAUAAUUUUGGAACAACUUACAAAAAUCGCAAACACAACUGUCUCAAAAAAAUGAAAAUUGUCUCUUCUAAAUAUUGUCCCCAAAUCGAUGAUCUUUGUAUGUGUCCAUCCUAUUUAAUCGUCCGCUCGAUUCUGUUAUAAAGUGUUUAUUAAUAAUUGUAAUUAGGAAAUAUAAUAGUGGUGUUAUAAGCAUUGUGUUAAAUAUGUACAGUUACCAAUUAUAAUUGGCAAACAAUCUAAUUUAAUAUCGAUGUGAUUUUUUGAUCCAAUAAAUAAUUGGAAUUAACAUUAAAUGAUGAACUAUUAUGCGUUGUUGACACUGCCAUUAGGAGUUGGCAAUUGUAAAUUAUGUAGAAAAAAAUUAUUGAUUGUAAAUAUAUCUUUAUUAUUAACUGAUAACUGUUCCUUUUAGGAUUGACAGCGCUAUUUUUAUAUAUUAUACUAAUUGAACUCCUAUUAUAUGAUAAUAUUUCCCUUAUUGCACUCCUGUCUUUGCUAUUAUUGUAAAAAUACAUGCAAUGACCAUGAGAUAUAAGAUAGUUUUCAACAGGAGGGUAAAGGAUGGUACUAUGUAAAUUAUUAAGCAGACAAUUUUCAAAAAUUUACAAAUAGUAUUCCAAAACAUUCAAUUGUUUCUUUAUACAUACAAGUUAUUAUAAUUUAAAUGCGUUUAUGUACAACACAAAGUUUAUUAUAAUUUGUAACAAUGGUGUCAUUCGUAUACCUAAUAACAUGUAUAUUAAAACAUUUGUUUGCUUUGUACAAAUAUGGUAACAAGAUAAGAAAAUGCACAGUGGUUAAUAAAGACAUCAGCUAACUACUGCA
Messenger RNA from Bombus pascuorum, 9191 nucleotides. It is a transcript of the gene ftz-f1, whose product is annotated as nuclear hormone receptor FTZ-F1. Gene Ontology annotation, biological process: regulation of transcription by RNA polymerase II; tissue development; hormone-mediated signaling pathway. Bases 3631 to 6153 code for a protein of 840 amino acids. Lineage: Eukaryota; Metazoa; Arthropoda; Insecta; Hymenoptera; Apidae. Gene Ontology annotation, cellular component: RNA polymerase II transcription regulator complex. Gene Ontology annotation, molecular function: zinc ion binding; RNA polymerase II cis-regulatory region sequence-specific DNA binding; nuclear receptor activity. The record is from RefSeq and is a predicted model, not a curated record. The transcript has 5 exons.